GCGCUGGCGCGCCGCGUGCCGGCACCGCCCGGCUGGGACCUGGCCGGCUUCCCGCGGGCGGCCUGCUUCGGGGGCUGGCUGCGCGCGCUGGCGUGGAGGCUGCACGGCGCCUACGCCCACGCGGCGCCCCCCGCGGAGCUGCCCGCGGCGGCGCUGCUGCAUGUGGCGCCGCUGCUGCGGGCGCUGCAGGUGGAGCUGGCGGCGAAGCUGCGCCUGAGCGCCGACUUCGUGUGCCUCCUCUUCGAGCCCGCCCAGGGCCCCGAAGACUCCCGGCUUGCGGACUCGCUCGCCGACGCCUCCGCCUCGCCCGCGGCGAGCGUCGCGCGCAGCGCGCACAGCAG
This is a messenger RNA of Prorocentrum cordatum, 341 nucleotides long. NCBI's taxonomy places the organism in Eukaryota, Dinophyceae, Prorocentrales, Prorocentraceae. The record is from the annotation of a GenBank genome assembly.